AUGAGCACAUUGAAGUCGUACCUUGGAAUGCUGUAUGGUAAUAAUGGAACGCUCCCCCCUUUUAUUCACCUCCAAUCUCGGCCGUCUCUCUGGGAAACGAACUUGCAGUCUGUCAAUGAUCAUGAAGUAGCGCUACCUGAGCCGCUUGCGAUUUGCAGCAGUAUUUUGCAGAUGUAUAAGGCAAGAACUCCUGGAAAGAUAGCUUUCAUUUGGAGGACUAUUCAAGCGGAGUCACAGCACUCGAAGAUGAGGUUAUAUCGGGAUUAUGAUGCCUGGACUACGCUUCACCCCAUUCAAGCUAUGGCCAUGUAUAUUAUUCUGGGUCUACUAGGCGAUAACAGCGAAUAUGUUGUAGAGGGGCACAUACUUGUACCUAUACUUAGUACAACGAAAGUCAGUACUAAAAGCUUUGGAAUAAUCAAGAAUAAUAAAACACUAAUGCAUCCCUUCUAG
Messenger RNA from Lachnellula hyalina, 453 nucleotides. RefSeq lists its product as uncharacterized. NCBI's taxonomy places the organism in Eukaryota, Fungi, Ascomycota, Leotiomycetes, Helotiales, Lachnaceae. The record is from RefSeq and is a predicted model, not a curated record. Bases 1 to 453 code for a protein of 150 amino acids. The transcript has 2 exons.